Molecule: messenger RNA, 3941 nt
Organism: Pieris rapae (cabbage white)
Lineage: Eukaryota; Metazoa; Arthropoda; Insecta; Lepidoptera; Pieridae
Gene: Gad1
Product: glutamate decarboxylase
Exons: 15
Coding region: 369-1991 (540 amino acids)
Biological process (GO): carboxylic acid metabolic process
Cellular component (GO): cytoplasm
Molecular function (GO): pyridoxal phosphate binding; carboxy-lyase activity
Source: RefSeq, a predicted model, not a curated record
GUGAUACUCGUGUAAACUAAAACGGAAUUGAAGAAUUAAUAGCAAGGCCUUAUUAACACAGAUUGGAGAGUGACUUCAUUUCUAUUCUAGUUGUGUUUGUAACGAAAUGUGUGUAUGUGUAACGUAAACAUGUGGAAGUGUUAAAUGAAAUUUGUCACACAGAAGUGAUGCUUUUUAAGUUAAACAAGUCUGUGUUAAGGGAAAAAGACAGUUUAAGAGCAGUGUCGGCCUAAUGGUAUCAUCGUGCAACUGUUAUCUCUGAGGUCACCCAUUCGAACCCCGGCUGUACACAAGGACAUUCUGUGCGCAUAUACGCUCGUACGGCACAGAAAAACAUCCGGAGGAAACCGAAUAAAAAGAAGCUAGCAAUGUCCAAGCUAACUCUGGACGGCUUUUUUUCGUACUGCAAACAAAUAGCAGAACACAUCCAGUUGGGCGACAGAAUGGCAUCUCUAUCCGGUAUGGGCACACCAAAACUCACUUCAGGCGUAGGCAACCUGUAUUAUGACUCGAUCCUUCCGUAUCGCGAAGACGCAAGUCCACAAACACGAGAGUUCUUAGCGCGAGUAGUGGACGUGCUUCUCGAUUACAUACAGCAAGUUAAUGACAGGAAUGAAAAGAUCCUGGAAUUCAAAAUGCCGGAGGAGAUGCAAAAGAUGGUGGAUCUGCAACUGCCUGAAAAUCCACUGCCUCUCAAGCAACUCCUGGAAGACUGCAAGAUCACCCUCAAGCACCAAGUCAAAACUGGACACCCCCACUUCUUCAAUCAGCUGUCAUGUGGCCUGGACAUUAUCUCCCUCGCUGGAGAGUGGCUGACGGCCGCCGCCAAUACCAACAUGUUCACUUACGAGAUUGCACCGAUUUUCAUUCUUAUGGAGAACGUGGUCCUCGAGAAAAUGAGGAACAUGAUCGGCUGGAAGUCCGGCGACUCUAUUCUAGCUCCAGGUGGCUCCGUAUCCAACCUGUACGCGUUUUUAGCAGCCCGUCACCACAAGUUUCCUCAAUACAAGGAAAAGGGACUGUCCAGCAUACCCGGACAACUAGUCAUGUUUACUAGCGACCAGUGCCACUACUCAGUCAAGUCCUGUGCGUCUGUUGGCGGUUUAGGCACGGACUACUGCAUCUGCGUUCCGUCCGACGAACACGGCCGCAUGAUAGCGUCUGAACUUGAAAGACUUGUGAGAAAACAUCGUGAUCAAGGACAUGUGCCAUUCUUCGUGAACGCGACUUCCGGCACCACAGUGCUUGGAGCCUUCGACCCCCUCACAGACAUCGCCGACAUCUGCCAGAAAUACGACAUGUGGAUGCACGUUGAUGCGGCCUGGGGUGGUGGUCUUCUCUUCUCCAAAAAGUAUCGGCAUCCACGACUCACUGGCAUCGAAAGAGCCGACUCCGUGACAUGGAAUCCUCACAAGCUGAUGGGAACACUCUUACAAUGCUCUACCGUGCAUUUCAAGUAUGAGGGUAUCCUGCUAAGCUGCAAUGCAAUGUCCGCUGAGUACCUGUUCAUGACGGACAAGAUCUACGAUCCGCGAUUCGACACCGGCGAUAAAGUUAUUCAGUGUGGACGCCACAACGACAUCUUCAAGCUGUGGCUACAGUGGAGAGGAAAGGGAACAUCCGGUUUCGAGCGGCUAAUGGACCGUCUGAUGGAGUUAUCAGAGUACAUGGUUCGGAGGAUCAGGGAGCAGAGUGACAAGUUCCAUCUCAUUUUGGAACCGGAAAUGGUCAACGUUAGCUUCUGGUACCUGCCAAAGCAGCUGAGAGGUAUCCCUCAUGACCAAAAUAAGGAGAUUAAACUUGGAAAGGUAUGCGCCAAGCUGAAGGGGCGUAUGAUGCAAGCUGGCACCAUCAUGGUGGGAUAUCAACCAGACGAUCGCCGUCCCAACUUCUUCAGGAACAUCAUCUCUUCCGCGGCAGUCACAGAGAAGGACGUCGACUUUCUUCUCUCUGAAAUGGAUCGCCUCGGUCACGAUAUAAUCGUGGACUAAAUUUAACCCAAAUGUGUAUGAAUCGGUUCUUUGGCCUUUUAGUUUUUAUUACUAUUUCUAAAACUCGGGUCUUUAGCGUAAAAAAAAUGUAAUUAUAUCUUUUUAUGAUUGUUAAUACGUUUAUAUUUUAUCUUUGGUCAGUGAUAAGUAACAUUUUAGAAACAACAUAUAGGAAACAAUGAGAUUAUUUUACUAAGUCUGUGAUUUAAUUUUAAUAAGUUACUAAUGUCGUUUCAAGAAAUCUGUUGCAAGUUAAAAACAUGGUUACUAAAGUUUAUUUAGCUGUAAAAAUGUAAUUAUAUGCUGUUUGAAUUAUUAUUAAUGUUCCAAAGAUCUAGGUGUGAAAUAUAUAAUAGUAGUUGUAGAUUUCUCAAUGCAACGAUUGCUUUGAUGUCUUCCAUUUAAAAGAAUUUGAAUGUAUGAAAUUGUACCGUCUAUUAAAUGUUUAUCUAUACUGUUGUAUUGACAAUGAAAUUAUAUCUAGAAAUUUUAAAUAAUAUGAAUUAAUGUUUAAUAUGUAUACUUACUUAAAUAAAUACUUAGCAAUUUAAAAAUAAAUUGGUCAUUCCUGAAAUAUUACGAUCCGUAGCUUAACACGUAGGCUGUACCGAACAUACGUAGCACAACGGCCGCGCUACGAAGCUACUAAUGCCAUCUAGUUGGAUUUACUGGAACUUUUUGGAUCAAAAUUAUAAAGAUAAAAAAACGCGGAGACGAAGUUAAGAUAAUGGUGGAUAAAUUUAAUCAUAUUACUUGGGUUAGUUAGUAAGGGUAUGGAAGGAAGAAAGGACUGCAAGGUAUGUGUGUUUUUCUGUUUCAUUGUUCUGGUGAACUGAGUUUUUUUUAAUAAUAGUAAAAAGUAGAUGUGGUAAUCUUAAUCUGAUUAUCUAAUUACUAAUAUAGUAAGCAGAUAUAUGGAACAUAUCUCCCGUUUUGCCAAUUAAGUAUUUGUCAAGUUAAGAAAUCAAAGUAUUUUGUAAAUUAUAUUAGACGAUUUUGUAAACUGUUCUUCAAUUCUAUUCUAUGUAUAUUUUUGUAUACUCUCGUUAAUCUAUUUAGUAAUUGUCGAAGCUUUCAUAAAAAAAAUCUAGUACUUUUCUUUGAAAUAUAUUGUAUUUCUUUUUAAGUUUUAGACUUAAAAUAUUUAACUUUAUUAGCAUAAAAUAAGAGUAAUUUAAGUGUAUAUUAUUGAUGAUGUGACGAUGACAAUAGAAAAUGUAGAAUAGGAAUCUUGGGCUUCCCAUAUUUGUAAUAAAUUUGGAACAAGAUAUGUGGAAGUAAUAUACUGUGUGUCAAAUUAUAAAAUGAUAAUUGUAAAUAUGUAGAAUGCGUUUGUUUCAGAUCAGUUUCUUGUAGAGCCGAAUUUUCGAUUUUAGUUGUUUUGCUAAAAUACAGACAGCUUAAAGAUAGAAUUUACUUUAUUGGGAAUUGUUAUAUUUUAGAAAAAAUGCAUUCAAAAUGCUUCUGCUUGUCCUAAUCUAAAAAAUCUAGGUGUUAAUAAUGAAUACGGUAAUGUUUAGAUUAAGCCACUAUCACUAUGAGCGGCAAAUAUAUUUUCAAUGUCAAUAUAGCAUAAUGUUCCUUGUUCAUAAAUGUCAAAAUUACCUUCGACGCGCUGCUUUGGAUUUAUGGGACAAUAUUUUGACUUUUAACAUAAUUCUUAGAGACAUUUUAAACUCCUUUGUAAUCUGAGAGAUUUGAGCUUUGUCAAAUCCAUUACAUAAAACACUUUAAACAAAUAAUUGUGUAAAAAUAUAAAAUUAUACAAAUGAAUUUCAUCAGCGCGCGUCGUGAGUAAAUUCGGUGAAUAUAUGUUGAGUGUUAAAAUAUUUAGUAUAGAUGCUAUAUACCCAAAUUAUCGAGUUUUUGAUCACUUAUAACAUAAUUAGAGAAAUAUUAUUGUUGCUGAAUGUAAAGCUGUAUAACUCAAUAAAUGGUGUUGUUAGUUCA